AACAGCAUUUAUGUACUAUUCAUGUUAUUUCGUGUUAGGUGAUUGAUAGGUGACUUUUAAAUGUUAAAAUGUUUAAUAGGUGUAGUUUAUGCACAUUCUGGCUGUGUAGAUGCUGCAUGCUUCUCAGCCUCUUUCCCUUUAAGAGCAAGGACAAGAGGAGCAUCAGUGGGGGAGGGGUAUAGGCUGGGGUGGAACAGUCCAGUAAUGAGCACAUUCUGAGCAUCAUAUGGCUUAAGACAAUAUAACAUCCUUUUCUUUAUAUGUCUCUAUAACUCCCCCACACAAAAAAGACGGGGGCGUUGGGGAGGGAGCAGGAUCACUCGGACAUUCUUAUCUUUUUUUGAAUCACAGUCUUCCAGGGAAGAAGCUUCACCUCUACAUCACAGCAGGAGCACAGAGAGAGAGAGAGAGGGAGAAAGAGAGAGAGAGACAGAAGCAGGAGCAACGGGAGAAAUGCUGUGCCAGAUAGGUCUUGAUAGGUGCAUGUCUGAUGAAAUGCUGCAUUUUUGUAUUUAAAGCAUGAUCUAGAAAGGAGGCCUUCCUCUCUUCCAUAGGUUCAGGCUCCUGAUAUACUGUUGCCAUCACCGGUGCGGCACAUUAGUGGUGGCGGUGGUGGUGGUGGUGGUGAGUGGGGUGCGAUGUAAUGUCUGGUUGAGCAUAUCAAUGGUGCUGUUGCUGCUGUGUGGAUCUGUGUGAUUGUGGAAAAAAACAGGCCUUGUUUGCCUCCACGCAGGGAAAGCAGAGCGCCGAUGCGAGCCUCUGCCUGGCGGGGCCGUGUGGAGAGAGACAGAGAAGUACACCAUCUGCAUGCCCAUGGGAAGAAGCAGGCGUAAUAAAGGCAUCCAUUACCACAGGCCCGGCACAGACAGCGAGGAGCUUUAACAUUGGGAUAAGAGCCUGAUUAGUUGGGUUGCAUCCCUUUUCCCUUUUCCAUUUUGCCUUGAAAGAUCCUUUUGUCUCCCUGACGAGACUCGAGAUACAGGGAGGAAAGCUGCUUUAGCAUUUCUGUUUAUCACGGUCUUCCUUGCUCGUUUCGUGCUUUCUCUAACAUUCUGAGGAUUUGCCAAAACCUGUUUCAUGCAUGUCCACUGGAGGCAGGUUUGACUUUGAUGAUGGGGGGUCGUACUGUGGAGGGUGGGAGCAGGGCAAGGCUCACGGCCGGGGGGUCUGCACAGGGCCCCAGGGCCAGGGGGAAUACGCAGGGGCCUGGAGCCAUGGAUUUGAGGUUCUUGGAGUGUAUACCUGGCCCAGUGGGAACAGUUAUAAAGGAACCUGGGCGCAGGGGAAGAGGCAUGGUAUCGGUGUGGAGACCAAAGGCAAGUGGGAAUACAAGGGGGAGUGGACGCAAGGAUUCAAGGGCCGCUAUGGGAGGCUGGAAAGCAUCGGCAGUGGGGCUCGUUAUGAAGGGACCUGGAGUAAUGGCUUACAGGAUGGUUAUGGAUCUGAGACAUACUCUGAUGGAGGUACCUACCAGGGACAGUGGUUGAGUGGUAUGCGACAUGGCUAUGGGGUGCGUCAGAGUGUGCCUUAUGGCAUGGCCGCUGUCAUCUUCUCCCCUCUGCGCACCUCCAUAAACUCGCUUCGCUCUGAACACAGCGAGGGAGCUCCAACACCUGAUGAUGGCUCUGGUGUGAGUGGGGUGGCCGGCAGCCCGGUGGGACGUGGAGGCUUUGUGCUUUGUGCCCAAAGUGAUGCUGACCGGCAACGGAAGAGGAAAGGGCGUUUCCGGCAGUCUAUCCUGAGUGGCCUGAAAUUACGCCGUUCUGAGUCCAAGAGCUCCCUGGCCAGCCAGCUAAGCAAACAAAGCUCCUUCUGCAGUGAGGCAGGCAUGAGCACGGUCAGCUCAGCUGCAUCAGACAUCAACUCUAAUGUCAGCCUUGGGGAUGGGGAGACAGGAGCCAGUGUAGAUGCAACAGUCACUGAGACAUACAUGGGGGAAUGGAGGAAUGACAUGCGAACAGGUUGGGGGAUCAGUCAUCGCUCGGAUGGACUGCGCUACGAGGGUGAGUGGUUUGGGAACAAGCGGCAUGGUUAUGGCUGCACCACCUUCCCUGAUGGAACAAAAGAGGAAGGCAAAUACAAGCAGAAUGUUCUGGUGAGUGGCAAGAGGAAGAACAUAAUACCACUGCGCACCAGCAAAAUUCGGGAGAAAGUGGACCGUGCCGUUGAAGCUGCUGAGAAGGCUGCAGAAAUUGCUAAACAGAAGGCAGAGAUUGCAUUGUCAAGAACGAGCCAUGCCCGAGGAAAAGCUGAGGCAGCUGAGGGAGUUGCACAGAGGGCCCUGGAGGAGUGUCGUCUGGCCCGGAUUAUUGCCAAAGAACUCUCCCCUUCCUUCCAUCAUUAUGGAAAUGGACUGGAAUGCCAGAGACCAAAGCGUCAAGACAGAAAAGACAAAGAGGUGGAAGUGAUCUCAACUGGGACGGACAGCCCAGAGCUCUGCACACCAGACACUACUCCUCCAGCCCAGACCCCAGACCUGAGUCCUGUCCUGAGCAACCCUCCAUCACCUCCAUGUACCCCACCAUCUCACCGUGCCAGGAGCACCUGCUUCAUGCGUCAGAGUGCUGUGGACGAACAGGGAGGGGCAGAGAUUCAGGUUCUGGUUGAAGGAAGAGGCAUGGACAAUGGAAGAGGUGGAGCACACAGUUGGACUGCAGACAUGUAUCCCAACCGAAGGGGAAGCAAAGGAGACAGUAGCCGCUCUACCACACCAUCCCUACUGGAGGAGGACAUAGGCCACAUCAAUGGACAUGAGCAAAACUCCUCAACACAUCACUCAUGGGAGAAUGGCUCUUCCAAUCACAAGCCCAUUGAGCACAUCUCCUCAGAUAAGGGAUGGGAUCAUAUGCCAUCCAAUCAAAAGUCCUGGAAGCAUACAUCCUCGAAUCACAAGUCCAGGGAAUACACAAUCUCCAAACACAGAGAAUGGGAGCAUGUUCCAUCAAGUCACAACUCUAUGGACCACAACUCUUCCAAGAUCAAACCGCAAGUGCACACAUACUCCAAUCACAAGGCCUCGGGUCAUAAUUUGUCCAAUCACAAAAUUCAUGAGCAUUCUUCCUCCAAUCACAAGCCAAAGGAGCAUAUCUCCACACAUGCAAAACCACAAGACCGCGCAUCCUCCCACUACAACCCUAGAGAGCAUGUAUCUUCCUAUCGCAAAUCACACGAGCAUGUCCACUCCAAUCACAAACCAAGCCAGACCUUUACCAAUCAUACAGCUGGUGAAUCCAGUCUGAAUGACUACCAGCCACCAGAACAAGGAGCCAAGAGCUCCAGUCUGGGAUGGACUGUUGAGAACUCUUCCCAGUGGAUCCCCUGCCACUCACAGCUGCCUGAGAAAGACAAGGAAAAGCUGGAUGACUACCGGGUGGAAAUGAGGUUCCAGCCCCUUGACUCCGUUUCGCAGCAGCACUUUGGCUCAGGCAUGGAAUGUCCAAGUCUCCAAGGGCACAAUUCGCAGACACUACGUCAGCGGAAUCAUGAAGGAAAAGAGUGGAGUCUCGCAGCCAGGGAAGGAUCCAUGGACUCUGUGCAGAUGCUGGACAGCCUGAAUGUCGGGGUGGAUUUGGAGGAAUGGCCGUUGCACAGGGAUGUCACCCUUUCUCCCCCUUUAACAUCCUCUCCAAUCACUCUAGAAAAUGACAGAGAGCAUCUGAACCUGGUCAAAACAAACUCAGGCUCCAGCUCUGUCCUGGUGGUCAUGGUGAUUUUACUCAACAUUGGUGUAGCCAUUUUAUUCAUUAAUUUCUUUAUUUAAACACAAUGGCCUAGAGAAUGUUAAUAACAGCACUUACUAUUAUGAAAAAGUAAGAUAUGCACAUGCUGCACACUUAGCAUCACUUCUCUAUGUAAGGAACCCAGAAUUUACAUUAGUCAAGCCCAUGUACACUGGAAAACACCAUGUAAAUUGUAAGUUUAGUUUGUGAUUCCAUUAAUGAUAUAUUUCCAUUAUUAUCCAUUAGGUAUCUUUGCUUACUUUUUUUUCCUUCUCCAUAAUAAAGGCCCAGUAACAGUAUUCUUUAGGAAUAAAAGUAUUGCACAUAUUUAGGAUUUGAAGAUACAAUAUUGCCUGAUAUAAUUUGUCAUGUCUUUCAGCUCGUUAACAGAGUUAUUUAUUUUCCUUUUGAGUGCACAUCUGGCCUGAUUUUUUUUUCUGAACAUUAUGAUUGUAUAGCUUAGUGAGAUGGUCUUGUGGUCUUAUGUACAAAGAUGUUCUAGCGCAUGUGAGGUGGUCAAGUGCACAUGGCACUGAUAUGUAACUAGUCAGUCCAAGACUACACACCCCCUUGAAUAUCCCAGGGUACUGCCCUAUAGGACCGCUGCAACCACUCAUCAGUUCAUCCAUCGAAAAUCUCGCAUAUCCAUACCCACACUCUGUAAGUCAGACGUAAAGGCUAUCUUAAAGGGCUUCAUCAUGACACGUUUUCAUCCGAAUCCAAAUUCACAAGUGUGUAGUGAAUGGGGUAAUCCUGCGACGUUCUUCCUUCCUUCUCUAAGACGAACCCCUUUAGCACCAUCACUGAAUGUCAGCACAAUUCAGUCCAUUGCUUCGUUUGUUUUACUUCACACCAGACGACUACAUACACAACUAUGCCAAACAUGCAUCGUACUUCCUGUAUGACCUGAACCAUAACAGAGGUACAUCGAUGGUUGAGUAUUCUGGCUCAUGCUUUGUAAAGUUUGAGACUGUUACCUUUUGACCACUGCUUUCAAUAUACAUAUAUAUAAAUAUAUAUUCUAUAUUAUUGACGAGUUAGUAUCUUUUAACUGUUUGCAAGAUAUCAUUGAUAAUGCUGAGUGCCUUUUUUUAAUUGAAGAAAAAAAAAUCAUCCCAGCAAGCAGGCUUUGUACAAAGUGACGACAUAUACAGAAGUCGCGUAAGGAGGCAUGGAACCAUCUGUCUCUCUUUCUCUCUCUACUCACCUUUGAACUGAAUGGGUUGGCUGUAGAACACUGAGCCCGUGGAAAUUUUUACAGCAUGUUUGUUGGCCUGUAUUCUUCUGCUGUUAUUCUGUGUGACUUUCUGCCUGUCUCUCUGUCCAGCAACUUUAGGUGACAAUAGGGACUGAAAGCAGUGUAAAAAAUGCCAGCUUGUUUCUCAGUGGGACCUGACUGAAAUCAUCUCAAUUAAUGAAUGAUAAAACUGCUACUGUAUAUUUUAUACUACUCAUCCAGUGACAUCAUCAUGUUGUGGAAUCAUUGCAUGCCCAAGCAUGCCCUUUCUUACGCAAUGAUUUAUGAGAUGUUUCCAAGUUAUGUGGAAAAAUUAAUAAAAUGUUUGAGGUUA
Pangasianodon hypophthalmus (striped catfish) is the source of this 5290-nucleotide messenger RNA. It is a transcript of the gene jph3a, whose product is annotated as junctophilin 3a. Gene Ontology annotation, cellular component: endoplasmic reticulum membrane; plasma membrane; junctional membrane complex. Lineage: Eukaryota; Metazoa; Chordata; Actinopteri; Siluriformes; Pangasiidae. The transcript is spliced from 5 exons. The coding region runs from base 1082 to 3760 and encodes 892 amino acids. The record is from RefSeq and is a predicted model, not a curated record. Gene Ontology annotation, biological process: regulation of synaptic plasticity.